AUGACCACGGAAGCGCUGCCCGCGGAAGUGUUUGCCCACCAGUGUCGCCAGGCCCACCAGUUGGUGCAGGCGUAUCUUGACGAUAAGCUCCCGCCACCGACCAAGCCCGGGUACGUUACUGACCCGGCGGUUAAACAACGGGUCAAACAACGCAUCCGCCAGCUGAUGGCCGAGCUCAGCCACGCGUUGGACGACGUCAGCGACGUCGCCAUGUCCUACAACGGCGGCAAGGACUGUCUCGUGAUGGUCGUGCUUAUCCUCGCCGUGCUCCACACUAAGAGUCUCCCGCCAAACUACCAGUUGGAUUCGGUUUAUAUUAACGCCGAAGUUGAAUUUGCCGAGGUACGCGAGUUUAUCCGCCAGCUGAACCAGCGGCUAGGCCUCCGGCUGGUGCCGAUAAAAGCCCAUUUGAAGCAAGGGUUCCAACAGUACUUGGACGCCAAUCCGCAUAUCAACCGCAUCAUCAUCGGCAUCAGACGCUCCGACCCGUAUGGCGCCACCCUCAAAUUUGCUCAAGCCACUGACGGCGACUGGCCCCGGUUCACCCGGCUACAUCCGAUCCUUGACUGGACGUAUGUUGAUGUGUGGGCGUUCCUCGUGGAGACGGGGAUCGACUACUGUCCGAUGUACGACCAGGGCUAUACCAGUCUAGGUGGACGUGAUACUACGGUACCCAACCCGUUUUUAAAGCGAGAUGACGGCACUUAUGCCCCAGCGUAUAUGCUCACUGAGGACGCCGAUGCUCGCGAACGGCUAGGCCGGUGUCGCUACACUGAAUGCCAGCGUCUGAAUCGAGACGUCGCCGACACCAUUACUAAUGGUAAUGGUAACUCCACCAAUAACAACUACAUGACCAAUACCAACCAGUCGGCCCCGGUACUGGGCCAAACUAAAGACUAA
Messenger RNA from Diutina rugosa, 900 nucleotides. RefSeq names its product FMN adenylyltransferase (gene FAD1). The record is from RefSeq and is a predicted model, not a curated record. NCBI's taxonomy places the organism in Eukaryota, Fungi, Ascomycota, Pichiomycetes, Serinales, Debaryomycetaceae. Gene Ontology annotation, molecular function: FMN adenylyltransferase activity. The transcript has a single exon. Bases 1 to 900 code for a protein of 299 amino acids. Gene Ontology annotation, biological process: FAD biosynthetic process.